Ostreococcus tauri is the source of this 2646-nucleotide messenger RNA. Its product is annotated as P-loop containing nucleoside triphosphate hydrolase. The transcript is spliced from 2 exons. Gene Ontology annotation, biological process: DNA replication. NCBI's taxonomy places the organism in Eukaryota, Viridiplantae, Chlorophyta, Mamiellophyceae, Mamiellales, Bathycoccaceae. Gene Ontology annotation, molecular function: single-stranded DNA helicase activity; single-stranded DNA binding; ATP binding. Gene Ontology annotation, cellular component: MCM complex; nucleus. The record is from RefSeq and is a predicted model, not a curated record. The coding region runs from base 1 to 2646 and encodes 881 amino acids.
AUGCCCGGCGAUGUCCCACCCGGCGGUGCCGCGGCGCAACAAUCGCGCGCGAACGAGCGAGAGAACGUCGCGCUCGCCGCGCUCCGGUGCCCGAAAUCAUGGCAAAUCUACUUCCCCGACGUCUCCUACGACGCCCGCGACCGCCGCGCCGAGCUCACACGAGGGCUGAAGACCUUCUUCACGAGCGAUGCCGGGCGAGAAUUCCUUCGCGAGGCGGAGAUUCGAGAUGACGCGACGAUGGCGAUCGAGAUGGAUUACGAGCGUCUCAGAGCGAAGGCAUCGAUGGCGGCGCCGGAUCUACACGCGGCGCUGACGUGCGCACCGUUGGAGUGCAUGGCGUGCCUGCGGUGCGCGGCGCACGAGGCGGCGCUGGAGGACGUAGACAGCCGCGCGUGGUUACAGGACGCGCACGGGAUUCCGGCGGGAGACGUGCGGAUAUCGAGCGUCAUGACGACGUGGGUGAAGCUAAGAAACUAUCAGGAGAGUGAGGUGCGGUUCGCGGCGGUGAAGAGCAACGUGGUGGGACGAGUGGUGAGCCUGCGAGGGACGGUUACUCGAGCGGCGCCGAUAAAACCGGCGGUGACACACAUGGUUUUCGCAUGUCAGACGUGUCAAGAAAGGUCGAGGUGCACGUUCAAGGAUGGGAAGUAUCGACCUCCACUCGCGUGCUCGACAGAUCGAUGCCGGGGGAAGAAAUUCGUGCACGAGCUCAGCAACGUUGAGUGCGCUGACUCGCAGAGAGUGCGGAUACAGGAAAUAGCAGACGAUGGCGUGAUGAGCGAGGAGGGACGGGUUCCUCGUUUCAUGGAUUGUGAGCUCAGAGCAGCUCUCACGGACUCGUGUUCCCCUGGAGACGUGGUGACGAUUCUGGGAGUGGUUGAAAGCGACACGUCAGAGACAGGAGGCGGGGCGCUCGGGCGUGGGCGGAAUCAAGCCCUCAGCGAGCUCUACCUCAGCGCGUGGUCUUGCACGGUGUCGCGGGGAGGUAAGGGGGAUAAUUCCAAAGGGAUGGAUGACGAUGUCGACGAUGGAAUUGAGGACGAAGACGGGGAGAAAGAGAAUGACUCGGAAGGUGUGGCUGGCGGACAUAAUCAAUACGUUGCUUCGAUGCGUAAGAAGAAAACGUUUAGAGUGAACGAUAAGCGAGUGAAAACGCGGGACGAAGACGAUGUUGAGGCAAUGCUCGCUCCGACACUAUCCAAAGAGGAUCUGAUAUUCAUUGCGAAAUUCAGCCAGCAGAGUGGAGAGGACAUAGUUAGAACGCUCGUGCACUCAUUGUGCCCUUCUAUCUUUGGCCACGACAUCGUCAAGCUCGGGCUCCUUCUCUGUUUGUUCGGUGGGGUCAGGAAGUCAGUCUCUGGAUGUGGAAAAGUUCCCACGCGUGGAUCACUGCACUGUCUCGUCGUCGGUGACCCAGGUCUUGGUAAGAGCCAGAUGCUUAAGGCUGUUUCCAAUCUUGCGCCUCGUUCAAUUUACGUGUGUGGGAGAACCGUCUCUGCCGCCGGUCUUACAGCGGCGGUGGUGCGAGACCCGGGAACUGGAGCGCAAACGUUCGAAGCUGGCGCCAUUGUACUCGCCGAUCGCGGUGUGUGCUGCGUGGAUGAGUUCGACAAGAUGCCGAACGAGCACCAAUCAUUGCUUGAGGCCAUGGAGCAGCAGAGUGUGUCAGUGUGCAAAGCCGGUCUGAACGCGACGCUUCCGGCUCGAACGUCCAUCAUCGCUGCCGCGAAUCCGGUACAAGGGCACUACAACCGCGCUAAAACAGUGAAUGAAAAUUUGAAAAUGUCUGCGCCGUUACUCAGUCGAUUCGAUUUGAUUUUCAUAUUGUUGGACAUGGCGGAUGAAAUCUUGGACGAGCACCUCAGUGAGCACGUCAUCGCACAGCACAGUGGAAGGCAUAAUCAAGCGCGCCGCGCGCAAGCGCGCCAAAACUUGCAUGCCUACUACAACGAAAUAGAUAACGACGGACAGGCGCUGGAAGACGCCACGGAGCGCGCUGUGACGCAGGAUUUAGGACCUGGCACAGCGCCAUAUGUCCCCCUUCGUGCCAGAUUGCGAGUCGUCAAUGAUUCCAUGGAGAUCCUUUCCCACGACAUCAUGCGCAAGUACAUCUCGUACGCGCACGCAUACUGUCAUCCAAGGCUCACGCCCGAAGCUGCAGAGGUACUUCAGACUUUUUAUCUCGAGUUGCGCUCUCGUGCGCCAGCGGAUGGGACGCCAGUGACGGCGCGGCAGCUCGAGUCUCUUGUGCGACUAUCCGAGGCUCGCGCUAGACUCGAGCUUCGUACAGAAGUCACUGCGAACGACGCUAAAGAUGCGGUGGAGAUCAUCAAAGCUUCUCUGGUCGAUGCAUUGAGCGAUCAGCACGGACGAUUGCGAUUUAACCGCGCCGGAGGUAAAUCCACCAAGCGAAGCAAGACCAAGCUCUUCAUCGAGGCCAUCAACGCUCGUACUUCAUCUAACGAAUCCCCGUACUUUAGCGUGGGGGAUCUUCACGCUCUAGCCGAGGAUCUUAACCUCGGCAUCGCCGACGUCGACAGCUUCAUCGAGGGCCUGAACAUAGCUGGUGAGCUCCUGAAGUGCGGGAGACUGUACAAAUCCGCCUCUGCGAUGACCUCCGAGACACCUUCCAAGCGACGACGUUGA